GUAUCGGCAUGUGUCUGAUGCACAGUUCCUUGUCCCCCAGCAAACUUCCCAUAUCACCUUAUUAGACACAGUAGUGACGAUGUCGCUCUUGUCUUCUGCUACCUCAUUACAUUUGCAAGAACGAGCAAUCCAUGUGCAAAAGCAUUCAGACAAUCUACUCUAUCUGCGACCACGUUGAAGAACAUCUGGAGCGCUGCGGAGAUCUGACCAACUGGACCACUCUUCUUCCGAAGCGCUGCCGAUCAAGCUUCACCACUGCAACUCAACAAGGCGCCGAGCAGUGCUACUGGUGCACACGCGAGUGCCUUCGUUACGAAAGGGAGGUAGCCAUGUGGAAGCGUGAGCAGGCUGAGCGACAGAAACAGCAGGACGGCGAAGAUGAGAAGUGGCGAAAGCAGGAGGCGGAGAUGCAGCGGGCUCAGAAGGACUGGGAGCGACUAAAGGAGGAGAUGGAGCGGGAGGAUGCUGAGGUGCGGCAGCUCCUUUUUCCGCCGUGCUGACGGUGACAAUGCCGCGAGAAAGGUGUGCGAGGCUUCGUAGGGGCGGACCUGAUGUAGGGUUCGUAGUGUCUCAGGGACGACGCUGUGACGGUUGUGCACUUGCUCAAAUCUCGGUCCUCUGUAGCGUCUUCCACUCACGAGUAGUCCAUGCUUGCUGUUUCGAUUCCAUUCUUGAGAUAGAUCUGAAUAGCAACGAGCGUUUGCUCCUAGCUAAUGUGUUGAUGCCUUUCCCAAAGCGGAAACCCCCCACGUCACCGUGCUCCCAAGCGACAUUGAGGUGUUCACAA
Baudoinia panamericana UAMH 10762 is the source of this 787-nucleotide messenger RNA. RefSeq lists its product as uncharacterized. The record is from RefSeq and is a predicted model, not a curated record. Lineage: Eukaryota; Fungi; Ascomycota; Dothideomycetes; Mycosphaerellales; Teratosphaeriaceae. The transcript has a single exon. The coding region runs from base 132 to 500 and encodes 122 amino acids.